Molecule: messenger RNA, 4011 nt
Organism: Closterium sp. Naga37s-1
Lineage: Eukaryota; Viridiplantae; Streptophyta; Zygnematophyceae; Desmidiales; Closteriaceae
Source: the annotation of a GenBank genome assembly
AUGCCUCCUCUGUCCGAUAUCUUCACGAAGCUUCUCAGAAAGGCCAUGGCGGCAGGGAAGGUGCCUCUAGACUGGCUGCACCACCCUCUCUCUCCCGUGCUGCCCGCGCUGGUGCUUAUAGCGGGGGCCAUCUGGCUGCUGGCGCCGCUGGUGAGGCUGUGCAGGAAGGUGAUUAAAAAGAGCGACGCCAAUUGGGAGGAAUCGCGGUCUCGCCACGUGAUGGUGUCGUAUUUGCGCCCGCUCAUCCUCUGGGGCUGUGUGCUCGUGCUCUGCGGCUGCUUCCAGCCAUUCUCAAUGCCCACGGAGGCGGGGCAGCUGAUCAAGGACCGUUUUGUCAACUUCCUGCGCUCGCUCUCCACUGUGCUUGUCUUUGCCUUCUGCACCGCCAACCUAACUCGGCAGAUACAGAAGAUGAUGGAGAAGCAGAGCAACAAGGAGGAGACCCGAAAUGUGGGAGUGCAGUUCGUGGGCAACACGGUCUACACGCUCGUGUGGGUGGCGGCGGUGUUUCUUUUUAUGGAGCUGCUGGGAUUCUCCACUCAGAAGUGGAUCACCGCUGGAGGGCUGGGGACCGUGGUGGUGACCCUGGCAGCUAGAGAGAUUGUCACCAACUUUCUCUCCUCCAUCAUGAUCCAUGCCGCUCGCCCCUUCAUGGUCAACGAGUGGAUUGUGUGCCGCAUCGACGGCCAGGAGAUCUCGGGGACUGUGGAGCACGUGGGGUGGUGGGAGCCGACUCUAGUGCGCGGUGACGACAGGGAGGCGAUUCACAUUCCGAACCACAAGUUCAGCGUGAUUGUCAUCCGCAACAUGAGCACGCGCAACCACUGGCGCAUCAAGAUCUACUUUGGCGUCUGCCAUCUAGAUAUCAACAAACUGCCGGACAUCCUGGUGGCAAUGCGCAAGUUCAUAGGCAAGCACCCCAUGCUGGAGCAGCGCCAUCUGCACCGACGUGUGUUUGUGGAGCGCAUCGAUGAGCAGCUGCAAGCCAUCAUGGUCAUGUGCUCAUGCUUUGUCAAGACGCCCUAUUUCGAGGAGUACCUGCGAGUGAAGGAGAACGUCGUUCUAGAGAUGUACAAGAUCAUUCUCGACCAUGGGGCGCGCCUGGCCACGCCCAUCCGCUCAGUGCAGCGGCUGUACGACGAGGGCGAGGUGGCACGGGGAGGGUAUGGUGACGAGGACGAGUUUGACGAGGAGGAAGAGGAGGAGGACUACGAGGAGGAGGAGGAGGAGGAAAUGCGGCCCCCCGCGCUGCUCGUCGCUGCUGGGCUGGGCGUCGCUGGUGUGGGGGCAACAGCAGGGGCAGCAGGACCGGCAGCAGCAGCAGGGGCAGCAGGGCAGGGAGGAGGGGAGGUGAAUGGGCAUGCGAGUGUGGGGCCCAAUGGAGGUGCAAAGAGAGGCGUGAGUGGGAAUGGUGUGCCUGGUGGUGCAGGCGAUGCAGGUGCUGCUAAUGGUGGCCUGCAUCACUCUCCUUCUCCUUCUGCUGCUGCUGCUGCUGCUGCUGCUGCUGCUGGUAGUGGUGGUGGUGCUGCUGCUGGUGGUGUUGGCACAGCUGCCAGUAGUGCUGGUGUUGCUCCCCCCGCCACUACACAUGCAGCUGCUCCCCCAUCCUCCUACCCCCCUCUCCCUCCUUCCCCUCCUCAGUCCUCGCCUACACCCUCCUUCUCUCCUCCCCAAAUCUCCUCUCCUCCGCCUCCCACAUCACCUCCCAUGCAGCAAUCCACGUCACCUCCCAUGCAGCAAUCCAUGUCACCUCCCAUGCAGCAAUCCACGUCACCUCCCAUGCAGCAAUCCAUGUCACCUCCCAUGCAGCAAUCCACGUCACCUCCCAUGCAGCAAUCCACGUCAUCAUCCACACAGCCCUUCAUCCCUCCUACUCCUCCUCCUGGCCCCCCAUCAGCCCCUCCCCAUGUCCCCCUUUCCUCACGCCCCCCCUCCCCUCCCCGAUCACCUCCCCCUGGCCCUCCAUCAGCCCCUCCCGCUGUCCAGCCCUCAUCACGUCCUCCCUCCCCUACCCGAUCACCUCCUCUUCCCGCCUCCCCAUCGGCCCCGCCUGCCUUCCCUUCCCCUGCCCCCACCGUUUCCACUCAGGGAAGAGCCUCUGCCAACCCUGGCCCCCCUGCUCCCUACCCCCCCUCUGCUCCCCAGCCUCCCUUCGCUUCUCCCCAGAAGCCCCUUGCGAAGCCAGCUCCUGCUGCUGCUUUCAGCCCUCCUCCCUCUUCAAGCCCUCCUUCCUCCCCAGCUCCUCCCGCCUCAGCCGUCCCGUUAGCCUCCCCCGUUCCCCUGGCGUCCCCCUCUCCCUCCACCCCCACCGGUGCCAGCCCGCUAACCAGCGGCCCUCCUAGCAGGCAAGCAGCACCCACCACUGCUGCACCCAGUAGUGCUCCGCCAACCGCUGUUCCACCCACCGCUGUUCCCCCCACCACAGCCAGUCCUGUUGCACGGGCUCCUACUGGCCCACCUCCCUCUGCCGCUCCAUCAUUCUCUCCCACUCCUCCCACGCCCAAUCCACCCACUGCUGCUCCUCCCACAUCACCAACACCCAGAGGCCCUGCCAACCCACCUGGGAACCUCAGCAGCAGCCCACGGCAGCCCCCUGCUUCUGUUCCAGCACCCUCUGCCACUCCCCCUUCCUCCUCUGCCACAGCUGCACCUGCCACUUCUCCUACCUCGCCAGCUACAGCCGCUUCUGUCAAUCCACCUUUCACCUUUGCUACUGCCCCUCGCUCUCCCGCCCCUGCUUCUGCAGGGGGAGGUGCAGCAGGGGGAGGUGCAGCAGGGGGAGGUGCAGCAGGGGGAGGUGCAGCAGGGGGAGGUGCAGCAGGGGGAGGUGCAGCAGGGGGAGGUGCAGCAGGGGGUGGUGCAGCAUGGGGAGGGGGAGGUGCAGCAGGGGGGGUUGCAGCAGGGGGAGGUGCAGCAGGGGGGGUGACAGCAGGGGGAGGUGCAGCAGGGGGGGUGGCAGCAGGGGGAGGUGCAGCAGGUGGGGUGGCAGCAGGGGGAGGUGCAGCAGGGGGGGUGGCAGCAGGGGGAGGUGCAGCAGGGGGGGUGGCAGCAGGGGGAGGUGCAGCAGGGGGGGUGGCAGCAGGGGGAGGUGCAGCUGGUGUUGCUGCUGGCAUCGGUGGAGGUGGCGGUGGUGGCAGUGGUGGCACAGAUGGUGGUGGGAGUGGCAGUGGCGCUGCAGCAAGCAGGCGGGAAGUGUUGAGAGAGCAGCGUGCUGCUCGGUGGAGGGAGGAGCAGGCAAGGGGUGGUGGGGCCAGGGGUGCACUGGGAAUGGACGGAGGUGAUGAGGAGGGCGAGGGAGGGGAGAAACAAGGGGGACAGUCAAGCCAUCCAGAGAAGAGGGGCGGUGAGAGAGAGCAAGAGAGGAAGCUGAGUGAGGGUGGGAGUCGUGGGAAUGAGGGGGGGGGGGGUGAUUUGAGAAAGCGGGAGGGAAGUGAGGGUGUAGAGUUGGCUUCUGAUGGGAAACCAGGGGUGGGAGCGGGGAUGGGAGUGGAGGUAGCACCUGUGCCCGUCUUUGCUGCUGAUGUCAUUUCAGCUGGAGCAAUUACACAGCCUGCUGGCACUGGUGAUGGUGGUGAGGGGGGUGGUGGUGGAGGUGGUGGUGGAAUUGGUGGGGAUGGUGGGGUUGGUAUGGGUGGUGGAAAUAAUAAUCCCACCAGCACAAUAGGCAUGAGUGCUUCUGAUUUUGCAUCAGCAGGCGAAGCAAGGAGCAUUGGUGGGCAAGUGUUGGCUCCAGGAGAGGCAGUGAUGCGAGGUGGAGCAGGGGAGAGCAGACCACCGCUACUGGGAGCAGCAGCAGCUGCAAUGAUGAGUGAGGGUGGUAGGCCUUCAGCAGUAGCAGCAGCAAGCUUCUUGAGUUCAGAUUCAGACACAGCUUCAGGGACUGGGGACGCUGGGGAAAGAGAAGCCCCUGGUGCGACCAAUGCUACAAGCGCUGCCGGUGUAACUGAUGUUGGAGGGGGCGAUGGUAGUAUGGGACUUGGAACAAUGGGUGGCACGAAGCAGGGUCGAUAA